AUCAAUCUUGACGUAUCAUGUUGAACUGAUGUAGAGGUGCAUAUUAUUUUGCAGACAAAGGACAACUCAGCAAUGUGAAUACAAGGGAUGUGUAAGUACAUUAAACGUCCUAGUUGGUGAAAGGUACACGUACGAGUACACUUAGGAGCAAAAUGGUACAAGAGAAACGUGAAAAUUGGUUGCGAAGGAGGAGCUUCGUAAUUUGUACAAAUUUUGAUCGUAAUUUUGAUUCGAUUGCAAUGGCGGAUGAUGCGGAUGUUGAAAGUAAGGCAAAUGGCAAGCAAGAACAGCCAGAAUACUAUAAGCCACGUUUGGUACAUUUGCGGAAAAGUGAACGUGGCUUUGGUUUUAAUGUACGUGGUCAGGUUUCUGAGGGAGGACAGCUACGGCCCAUCAAUGGUGAGCUUUAUGCUCCCUUACAACAUAUAAGUGCAGUUUUACCUGAUGGACCGGCCGAUGUGGGCGGAUUAAUCAUCGGCGAUCGUAUUUUACAAGUCAAUGAUGAAAAUGUUGAGGGAGCCACUCACAAGCAUGUUGUGGAACUGAUCAAAUCAGGAGGAACCAACCUUUCACUGGUUGUUCUAUCUUUACCCCCCAGUGAAGUGAGAAAGUUAGAUCCUUCAGAGGACAUUGUGGCACCGGAGUACCAUGAUUAUUCUGAUAAGAAACAAAUUUAUAUCACUAUACCUGAAAUACGGCAGAUUGAAUCUGGACAUGAGAAAUAUGUAGUGUACAAUAUCUAUGCUAAUGACAGACACAUUUGCUCAAGGCGUUACAAAGAAUUUGCCAAUUUACACAAUGAGUUAAAGAAACAAUUUCAAGACUAUGAAUUUCCCAAAUUUCCCGGAAAAUGGCCUUUUCAACUAUCAGAACAGCAACUUGAAAAUCGAAGAAAAACCUUGGAAUUGUAUUUAGAGCAAGUUGCAUCUGUAAGGAUUAUACAUGAUUUUGAACCUAUGGUGGAGUUUUUGAAAUCGUCUCAGGAAGUAAUAUCAAACAACACGGAGAUAGAACUUAAGAUUCUUCUUCCUGAUCAAACUGAAAGACGUGUGAAAGUGGAGAAAAGCCUCAAAACGCCAGAAGUUUGCAGGGCGUUUUUACAGAAGAUUGGUUUGGAAAAGACUCACUUUAAGUACUUUGCACUAUUUGAAGUUGUUGGACAAAAGUUUGAACGAAAACUGAAAAAAAACGAGUUUCCACAUGCUCUCUACAUCAAGAACUAUUCGAGUAAGCUGCCAAGCUGUUUGGCUCUUCGUAAAUGGGUAUUUUCCCUGCGCAGGGAAAUUGAAAUGGACAACGAUAAAGUUGCGUUCAAUCUUUUGUACAACCAAGCUGUGGAAGAUGUACGAACAUUGAAACUCAUUCCAGAUUCUAAGCGAGAAGAACUUGAAGAAUACAGGCGCUCCGGUCAACAAUCUAAGUAUCUCAAACUGGCACGGUCAUUAAAAGAUUACUGCAGUGUACGUUUCCCGCAUUGUGAAUGCGAUGCUCGUAAGAACGGCCAUGUUAUUGUGUCCUUUGACAUUGAGAAUGUCUUCUUACAAGCCUGUUCGGUGGAUGGCGAAAUAGAGGAUCUUACACAUACCUUUGCUUACGAGGAUUUCUUAAGUUGGGGCAAGGAUGAAGAAGGAAGGGCAUUUUAUUUUGAGUAUUCGCGGCCCAACAAAAAACCAAGAGUUGUUCGAAUUUAUUCACCAUAUUUCAAAUACAUGCAUGAAUGCGCAAAACGGGUAUUGGAAGAACGCAAAUGGAAUAAAGAGUUGGAGCCUUCGAGCAUAGCAAAUGAUCAUACAGACAACACUGAAACAUUUCCAUCAACUAAAGAGUCUGUAGACAGUCCACCUGAAGAGUCAAGAAAAGAAACUGCAGACAGACCAAGUAAAAGAACAGCAAAAGUUCGAAAGACUCCCAAAGUUAAGCUGGAUGAUGUGUCCAAUAUCAAUAAUGAUGAUUUGUGAUUGCAAUCAGGCAGUGUAUUUCAUAAUUUAUGCAAAAAAGACUGUGAUUCAUCAACAUGUCUGAACUAUGCACUACCUACAUAUAUACACUUUUGCAAUUGCUCGUUUGUAAAUUUAAAGAUAUAUUUAGAGCAACUGUCCUAUUGAAUCAUUUACAUUUUGUAGACUUAUUUAUUUGAAUUUCAAUGAUUGUGUCAUUCGAUUUUCCUAUUUGCUAACAAAAAAUGUACUUUGCAGAUGCUGGCAUAUAUAUGUAGAAAUACAUAUUGAACUGUACCUAUUAUCUUUAUGAAAUGAAAAUCAUAUUCAUGUAGUUCAACAAAUAUAUGUUAUGAUUGAUUGAAGCAUCCUUCAAUUUCAACAAA
Molecule: messenger RNA, 2323 nt
Organism: Xenia sp. Carnegie-2017
Lineage: Eukaryota; Metazoa; Cnidaria; Anthozoa; Malacalcyonacea; Xeniidae
Product: sorting nexin-27-like
Exons: 15
Coding region: 153-1958 (601 amino acids)
Biological process (GO): signal transduction; intracellular protein transport
Cellular component (GO): early endosome
Molecular function (GO): protein binding; phosphatidylinositol-3-phosphate binding
Source: RefSeq, a predicted model, not a curated record